AUAACUGUAUACGUUUCUUUAACAGUCAGGUUUCGUUUAAAGUUCGGAAAACCCGCUAAAAUAGGUUUUAUUUUGAAGGGUUUGAUUGGAAGCGGAGCGGCGGGAUCACGUCAGAGGCCGUGACCAUGACGACAACAGCGAGGAGCUCAGUGUGACAGAUGUUUGAGGAGACGCCGCUGAACGCGGAGGAGAAGCGGAGCCGCAGUAAGAGUAGCGGGAGGAGAGCGGGUUGCGCGUGGAUCUCUCACCGCGGAGGAGAAGCGACGCUCGGCCAAACAUGUCUGGGGAAAAAGCGGCGGCGUCCUGCAGCAAGUUCCAGGCGAACAUUUUUAAUAAAAGCAAAUGUCAGAACUGCUUCAAGUCCCGCGAGCUGCAUCUGCUCGGCGACCGCGACCUGGAGCAGGCGAAACCCAUCUACGCAGGCUGGCUGUGUUUGGCUCCUGAGGGGACAGAUUUUAACAACCCGAUGCAGAGGUCGAGGAGAUGGCAGCGGCGCUUCUUCAUCCUGUACGAGGACGGCGGCCUGAGCUUCGCUCUGGAUGAACUGCCCAGCACUUUGCCACAGGGGACGGUGAACGUGAACGUGUGCACAGACAUCUUCGACGCCGAGCCCAGGACGGGCCAGAAAAACGCCCUCUGCAUCGUCACCCCGGAGCAGAAAAUAUUCAUCCGCGGUGACAAUAAAGACAUCAUUAAUGGGUGGAGCGAACAGCUCGCGGUUUAUCUGCGGACCAACAAACAGAAUCAGAAGAAGAAACGCAAAGUCGAACCUGUGGCCAAUCAGGAGCCCAGUCCAGCAAAGAUGGCAGCGACAGAUCCGAGUUUUCCAUCCUCGGGGAGGGACCGUGCAGAGUCCGGCCAGUGGCAGGAAGACCAGCGGGACGAGGGACCAGAUGUGACCCCCAUCUGGACUGUCACUGACAGGGAUCCUCCGGGCCCUGAGCGGACCCCUGCAGGCAGCACCUCCUCCUACCUGUGCCCGGACUCCAGGGACGCUCUGACCUCAGACGGCACUGCCAGCUUCGGCGGCUCCGCCGGCUCUUUGGACUUGGCUGCCUCUGAAAGCUCCGACACCGGCAGUAACAACGAGCUGGCUGAACCCAACAACAUCCAAACAUCAGCAAACAACAAGAACCAGACGCAGGACAAGAGCCAUGACAGGUUGGCAGAGAGGCUGCUGGGAUUGGAGGCCACCAGGAAAUUGCGGGAAAUAGGUCUCCUGCCCGUCUCUAGGACGGGCAGGAGCGAGGCUCGUACCAGCAAACGAGAGAAACUUCAGUCAUGUGGAGACUCAUCCUCACUCGGUGCUCCCCCUCCCCAGAGAAGAGCCAAAUCUCUGGACCGCAGGACGUCAGACACGGCCACGACGCCAGAUUUAUUAAACUUCAAGAAAGGCUGGAUGGUCAAACUGGAUGAAAACGAGCAGUGGAAGAAAUACUGGUUUGUGCUGUCGACUGACAGUCUGAGAUACUACAAGGACUCGAUCGCUGAGGAGGCUUCAGCUCUGGAAGGAGAGAUCGACUUAACGAAGUGUUACAAUGUGUCUGAGUACCAGGUGCAAAGAAACUACGGCUUUCAGAUCCACACCCUGAAGGGCGUCUUCACAGUGUCGGCAAUGACCGCGGGGAUACGAAAGAACUGGAUCCAGGCGCUGAUGAAGAACGUCCAUCCGGCCAGCGCCCCUGAUGUGGCCAGUUUACCUGGCCAACACGUUCCCUGCAGCCCACCUGAGGUCCUUCCCAAACCAGACGUGACUCGGGACUCUCCCUCCAUUGACGGCCCCUCAGAGAGCGACCCUCACACCAAAAACAACAGUGUGACGGAAAGACGGCGAGAAGGCCGCUACAAAACCUUCGACUGGGCUGAGUUCAGGCCUCAGAGCAAGCCGGCAGCGGACGCCAACGCACAGAAAUCUCCCUGCUCGCUGGAGCUGGGUGACGUGGAGCGAAGGAAGCGGCGCGAGGAGAGGAGGAAACGGUAUGAGAAGAUGCUGGGCUUCUCUCUGAUAGAAAAGGAGGGCAGCGUCCGAGCACUGAGUCCGAAAUCGCAGCAAAGAGUGGAGGAGGAGAUAGAGGAGUGCUGGAAGCAGGUGGAGAAGACGAUGUUCAGACCGGAGAGGACGGUCCCGCUAUUUACCGAAGAGAGAGACACAGAGGAGGUGGAGAAGAUGCUGCACAGCUACAAGAAGGCGGUCGAAGAUCUGAAGGUUCAGUUGGAGGAGUCGGAGCGUCGCAGGCUUGAACAGGAAGCUCAGCUCAGUGCAGAAAGAUUUCAGCAGCAGCAGCAGCAGCUGGAUUCUCCCGUCAGCCCUGAAACAGAUUUCUGCCUAUCAGAUAUUAAAGAAAAGCAGCUUAAAGGCCCGACAGAGAGCCUGAGAGAUGUGUACAGAGAGCUCCUGCAGCAGCAGAGCAUUAUCAGACAGAACAUGAAGGAGCAGCUCGGCCAAGAACCACCUUCAUCAGCACCACAGCUGCCCGGCAUCUGGCUGCAUGAUACGGGGGGCAAGCUCCAAGAACUGGAGGAUUUAUUAUGUGAGACGGCAGCUUCACCUUUACUGUCACCUGCAUCGGACAGCGAGCGCUCUCAGAGUGAUGGAUGCGUUUUGGGAAUGAACUUUGAUAAAGUGACAACCGACAUCCAGAACCAGCUGGACACAGAGCGCCAUCAGCUGUUUCCCACCUCAGAAACACAGAUAAAUCACUUUAGCUCAUGGGCUCUGGAAGAGCCUGCAAAGGGAGACAACUCCCUGCUGAAGCAGGUGGCUCCUGAUCAGGCGACCCUGAGGAAGCUUUCCCAGGAGAUGGAGCUGCUCACAAGCCAGAAUGAGGCUCUCAACCAGCGAAACCAGGAGAUGCUGAACCAGCUGACGGAGGCAGACCGUGAGAUAGAAAGGCUGAAGGCGGAGCUCAGCAGCCGGUACACAGAGCCCCAUCACCUCCCUGAGGUGGAGCAGGAGGGCAAGACAAGGGUAGAAGAUCUGGAGAUGGAGCUGAGCUUGAGGAACCAGGAGCUCCAGGAGGCCCAGACUCUGAUCACCUCCUUGGAGGAGAACCUGAGGGCGACGGAGGUGUUGCUGCAGCUGAGUGACCCGACGGUACAGGAAGAAAACAAGAACAGAGCUGAGAAACAGGAGGGGUACCUGCUCCGGUGUUUCGAAGUGACCGAGGCCAAGCUGACGGAGCUGGAGAGGCAGCUGGACCAAUCAGAGCUGACCUGCAGAGAGCUGCAGGAAGUGGAGAAACUUUACCGUCAAAGAGCUGCAGAGGCAGAGGCUGACAUCAGGAGGCUGAAUGAAGAGUUAGAGAAGGAGAGGCUGAAAGGCGGAGACAGAAGCAUUUCUUCUGAAGAAAAGACCCAGAAAGUGAUAGAAGGGAUGGUUGUGAGGCUGAGAGCUUUGGGGAGACUUUUAGAGUCGAUCGACAGGUUGGAUAAAGAAAGUGAGGAGGAGAGUCCUGCAGUGGUCAGCCGGCUGAAGUGGGAGGAAGAGUUUUGGAGUUUGCUGCUGAACAAACUGAAGGAGGAUGCAUCUGAGCUGAAGGACCCAGUAGAUGUGCUGGUUAGCGAGGUGGCAGAACAGAUGAUGUUGGAGAAGCGAAUGUUGCUUGUAGGCCGCCGUCUGCUUCAGACUGAGGAGGCAGCGAGGGAAGGCUGGGAGGGGAGACGUGAGAGCAAGGCUGUGAACGGUUUAAAUAUCGUUUGCAAUAACGUUACAGCGUCAGAAACUGCAGAGACGGAGGAGAGGGGCGUGUUUGAUUCGUGCGACUUUGAGCAUUUUAAAGCCGUCACACAGAUGAAAAUUUCUCUGCUAAACCAGCUCGCCUCCUCCCUCAGCACCGCCGCCGCACGCGAUGAACUCCAGCUGGCCGCAGACAGACUGUACCAUUUUUACUUUUCAGAUCAUCCCUGGAUCGUUUCAUUCGCUCACUCUGCAGCGACCGAAGCUCUGUACCGCUGUCGGUUACGCAGACUUUGGUCAAAAUAUGCAAACUGCUGCGACUGCGUCAAACUCCGGGAGGAAAACGGGGAGCUUAAAGCAAAACUGUCAAACCUCGAACAGCAGCAAGCAUCUAAGAUGAACGCAUGCUGCCAGACAGAUGAGAUUUCUCCACAGGAUACAGACCAGCAGAGCACAGAGGGAAGCACUGCACAGGAGAAUCAAGAAGAAGAGGAGGUGGCUUCGCUCGAUGAGAUGGAAAUCCCACAGAAGGUCUCAGAUGAAAAAUUAGGGGAGAGUGAUGUAGCAGAUGGAAACAUGGAGUUAAUUUCAGCUCUGAGAGUAAAAGUGAAAGAGCUCGAGGAGCAGCUGACUGCCAUAGCGGAUAAAAUGAGUUCAGUGCAGAUGCAGCAUGAGAACGUGAUGGAGAAGCUGAAGGCCACGUGCGAGCGUGGACUCGCCUCCAUGGAGGAGUCUCACCUGAAGGUGGUGGAGGAGCUGCAGCGUCGACACAAACAGGAAGUGGAGCGUCUCCUGGUGGAGAGGGACAGAUUGCUGGAGGAGGAGAGCGCCGCUACUGCGACAGCGAUCGAAGCCAUCAAGAACGCUCACCGCCUGGAGCUGCAGAGGGAGGUGCAGAGGAGAUGUGAGUCCGAGAACAGCAACGGAAACUCAAACCUGGAAGACGUCCACAGGCAGCACAGUGAGGAGCUGGCGUCCUGCCAGCGGGAGCUCGAGGUUUUAUCGCAGCAGUUUUCUCUCAAGUGUCUGGAGAACGGACAUCUGGUCCAGGCUCUGGAUGCCGAGAGGAAGGCCCUGUGUCAGUGCCAGCAGGAAAACCAGGACCUGAGGACCAGAAACCAGGAGCUGAGCGGCCACCUGGCAGCAGAGAUCACCAGACUGUGUUCGCUGGCCAAACAGGACGCUCUGCCGCUCAGUCAGGGGAUGGACGUGUACGAGAUGGAGAUCACGCUGCGAGUGAAGGAGUCUGAGGUCCAGUGUCUGAAGCAGGAGAUCACGUCUCUGAAGGAUGAGCUGCAGUCAGUGCAAAGGGACAAGAGGAACGUGACAAAGAAGUACAAGGACAUGUAUACGGAGCUGAGCAUCGUGCGGGCGAAAGCAGAGCGAGAGUCGGACGAGCUGAGAGAAAACCUGAGGCUGGCUCAUCGGGCACUGGGACGUACGUCACCGUGACGACUCAUCCGUUUUAUUUCUUCAGUGUAUCCUGACCUCACCUUUACUUCAGAUUUUAAUAGAAAUAAAGAUGUUUGUACUGCUUUAACCUUUGUGACACUGAAUCUGUGAUGCGUUUGUUUUUACUGAAUACUAUCAUAAAAAAAAAAACUGUAAAAUAUUUUUUAAAUCUUUUAAAUUAAACUAAUUUUUUUUUUGCUGAUACAGCUGCACUGUAAUUUAUAUUUAUAUUCAGCCAUUAAUGCUGCAGUGAUAAUG
This is a messenger RNA of Archocentrus centrarchus (flier cichlid), 5386 nucleotides long. Its product is annotated as myosin phosphatase Rho-interacting protein-like. The transcript has 22 exons. Gene Ontology annotation, molecular function: actin filament binding. Bases 278 to 5128 code for a protein of 1616 amino acids. Gene Ontology annotation, cellular component: actin cytoskeleton. The record is from RefSeq and is a predicted model, not a curated record. Lineage: Eukaryota; Metazoa; Chordata; Actinopteri; Cichliformes; Cichlidae.